AUGUCCUCCUCAGCACCUCCCCCUUCAACUUCCCCGAGUGACAAUCAGUACUGGGCACAAGCCGCCGAAGCCCGUUUGCGAGCCUUGCCACAGUCGAUAUCGGCUCACGAACUCCUCCGCGAGCGUGAAAGUAGCAAGACGGCUCACGAGACGUUCAUGGCGCAUCUAAAUGCUCGCCUGUGGCACUCCAACGGUCGUUUGGGCGGCCUUCCCGUGGAAACUCUCGGCCUCAUCUUCUCCUGGUUGGCCACCAUGGAGCCAAUCGGAGAGAUCGACGUCGACGCAUUACCCAUCACUGACUCUGAAACGGACGAAAACAUUGAUAUGGACUCCGAAAGCGGCCCCGAGCAAGAGUACACUGCGUCUGAGAUAGGCGACGAAAGCGCUAGCGAGAGCGCAUGGUCCCACGCCUCUUCCGCGGACAGUGGGGACAUCAGUCUCGGAAACUACACGUACACCAUCGGAUGGGUGCGAGUAACUUGGGUAUGCCAUCUCUGGCGCGAGAUAGCGCUGUCAAAGCCGUCCCUGUGGUCAUAUAUUCCCAUGCACUUGCCCACCCCUUGGAUCAAUACGCUCAGAGAACGCAGUAAAGAGACGCUACUUACCAUCGAUUUCACUGGUGAAGAAGAGGACGACGAUGCAUUUCUGAAGACUGGCACUGGCAAUAUGUCUAUAUACAAGAACGCCAGAAGCAUCAUCUAUAAUGGCAACUCAGGAGGCAGGAUAGGUGCGGCGUUGAGGCUCAGUGGCGCGCGCGCUCUCGAGUACCUUGAGUCCAAUAAUUCCGUCGAAGCCUUUCCUGUAAACGUUCUCCAGCCGCAUCUCCUUGGGUCUCUCAAAACGAUCGAGAUAUCUCUCAUUGACCGCCUCCCAUCGUGGUCCUUUGAAUGCGCAUUCUCUCACCUGACGAGCUUGCGUCUCGGCAUCCUCUCCUACAGAACCGAAGGCCCGACUGAGAGACCGGGGCCACCCCGGUUCGAGCCUGCCCCUAAUCCACACCAGUUCAUGAUCUUCAUCGGCUCUCUGACUAAGCUAGAGAACCUGGAAUUGCAUGGAUGCCUCCCCAUCAAUUCACCCACUUCCGACGCAAACAUUCAAACCGUCACCCUCCCGCACUUGCGUAGUGUCGCUCUCACGGGCCGAUCUGCAGGCUGCGCUCUUUUCCUCCGCAACGUCGUCUUCCCCAACAGUGCAACGUUGCGCAUCGACUGCUUGGACCUCUCAUGCGACGGAUACGACGAACUUGCGCUCGACACCCUUGCAAGCCGCCGCGCCACCCUCCAUUCGCUGUCAAUAUCGUACAUGUUUCGCCAACCCACGGGCUUCGGAACGCAUUUCAGACAGCCCGAGUUGACCCAGGCUCUCGUAUAUGGAUCCAGCUUUCCCGAGUCGAAGAUGGGGCCAUCGUCGGAGGCCCCAUCUUUCCCUGAACAUCGUACACUCGGCCGACGCCUCGCGAACUCCAGUGCCGACUUCUCGCUUCUCAUCACCCCGCACGAGUAUAAAGUCGUCAAGACGUGGGUGCAAGCCUUUCCCAAGGAGUUGUGCACACGAUUGUCGGUGCACGGGGUGCGAUACCUGGCACUGGACGUCGACAGCUCGAUGAAUGUCUGGCAUACCGUUCACCGCGACGGACGGCACGUAUCAAACGACAAUGCGCCCGUGUGGGAAGCAUCGCAAUGGACCGAUCUUCUGCGCCAACUCUCGAAUCUGCACCACCUGCGAGUGUUCUCCAAACCUUCACUCCGUGUACGAGAGUGCAGCGCGGUCGUCGAUCUGCUUCAAGCGCUCGUCGACUCGAACGAGCUUCUCCCUGACCUUCAGCAACUCGAUCUCGUCGACUUGGAUCCUGAGUCGGGCGUCGCUGGUGCAUUCGCCACUCAUGUAUCUGAUCCUGAGGUCGACUUCGCAAUCAAGGAUCCAAACUCUCCCAAUGACGCCUCGCACUUCCUGAAGUCCCUGGUUGAGAUGCGUCCUACGCUCGCUGUUCAUUUGAUCAGGCGUCAGUGUCAAGAUAACAAGAACAGGUGGAUGGCAAGGGAGUGGUUGAUGUCAAGCGAAUCGAGAGGCAGGGUACAUUUCGAAGAUCCCAAUGUACCAUAUUCUUGA
This is a messenger RNA of Peniophora sp. CBMAI 1063, 2109 nucleotides long. The record is from the annotation of a GenBank genome assembly. Lineage: Eukaryota; Fungi; Basidiomycota; Agaricomycetes; Russulales; Peniophoraceae.